AUGUAUAUAAUAUAUAUAACACAGUCUAUUCAUAUCUAUCUAUCUAUCUAUCUAUCUAUCUAUCUAUCUAUCUAUCUAUCUAUCAGUCUGUUCUUUAUCUAUCUGUCCAUCUUUCUAUCUCACAAUCUAUCUAUCUAUCUAUCUAUCUAUCUAUCUAUCUAUCUAUCUAUCUAUCUAUCUCUGUUGAUUAUCUAUCUAUCUAUCUAUCUAUCUAUCUAUCUAUCUAUCUAUCUAUCUAUCUAUCGAUUUCUAACUUUUCAUUAUCUAUCGAGAUCAAAGUAUUCAUUAUUUUUAAAUCUUUUCAUUACAUAUUUACCUAUCUAUCUAUUUAAUUCUUUUCAUUACUCCUUUGUGUAUCCAUCUCAAUUUGUUCAAUGCUUAUCUAUCUAUCUUUUCUCAAUCUGUUCAGUGCCUAUCUAUUUCGCUGUUGAUGAGCAAUCUAUCUAUCUCAGUUUGUUAAUUACAUCUCUAUAUGAUCAUUACCUAUCUCAAUCUAUUCAUUGCCUAUCUCCAUUCAUUAUCUAUCUAUCUAUCUAUCUAUCUAUCUAUCUAUCUAUCUAUCUAUCUAUCUAUUUAUCUAUCUAUCUAUCUAUCUAUCUAAAUCUGUUCAUUACCACUAUGUAUCAAUCUAUCUAUCUAUUAAUCUAUCUAUAUAUUUCUAUCUGUUCAAUAUCUAUCUAUCAAUCUAUCUAUCUAUAUAUCUCUAUUUGUUCAUUACCUAUCUAUCAAUCUAACUAUCUAUAUAUCGCUAUCUAUUCUUUACCUAUCUAUCAAUCUAUUUAUCUAUCUGUAUCUGUUCAUUAUCUAUCUAUCUAUCUAUCUAUCUAUCUAUCUAUCUAUCUAUCUAUCUUUUCAUUACUUAUAUAUAUAUAUAUCUGUUCAUUGCCUAUCUAUCUAUCUAUCUAUCUAUCUGUAUCUGUUCAUUAUCUAUCUAUCUAUCUAUCUAUCUAUCUAUCUAUCUAUCUAUCUAUCUAUCUUUUCAUUAUAUAUAUAUAUAUAUCUUUUGCUCAUUAUCUUUCAUAUCUAUCUAUCUAUCUAUCAUUUCAUCAUUAUCUAUCUAUCUAUCUAUCUAUCUAUCAUUUUCACAAAAAAUUCUAA
Messenger RNA from Acanthosepion pharaonis, 1098 nucleotides. The record is from the annotation of a GenBank genome assembly. Lineage: Eukaryota; Metazoa; Mollusca; Cephalopoda; Sepiida; Sepiidae.